AAACACCGUUUACUACAGAGGAAGUAAGCAACCUUUGUUUAAAGUUGCCAAAUAACAAAGUUGGUGGAAUGGAUGAACUUGUAUACGAACACGUCAAGUAUGCUGGGAAGCAGUUCUUUGCUGUCCUGACUGACGUUUUCAAUGCAAUUAGAGCAUUGGAAGCUAUUCCUAAAUCUGUCGAAAUUGGUGUUAUCUAUUCCCUAUUUAAAGGGAAAAAGAAGAAUAAAUUAGACAAAGAUAAUUACAGAGGUAUCACCCUUCUUAAUGUUAUUGGCAAAAUAUUAGAACGACUUAUCCUUAAUCGAAUGAUGCCAAUAUUAAUUAAAAAUGGAGUUCCAGAUAAGAUGCAAUUUGCAUAUCAAAAAGGAAAAAGCUGUGUUCAGGCCAGUUUUGUAUUGCAAGAAGCGAUUCACCAUGCAGUUGAGAGAGAAAGCAAAGUUUAUGCAUGUUUUUUGGAUAUUUCAAAAGCUUUCGAUUGUGUUUGGAUGGAUGGUCUCUUUUUCAAACUGUUCAAUCUUGGAAUACAGGGCAAGUCAUGGAGAUUAUUAAAGAAAUGGUAUUCAAAUCUGUCUUGUCGUGUGGCUCAUAAUGAUUUGCUCUCAGAACCAUUUCUCAUUCGCCAAGGUAUUCGGCAAGGUGGAGUUAUAUCGCCAUGGUUGUUUUUAUGCUUUAACAAUGAUAUAAAUGCAGAGUUAAGUACGAUGAACGUUGGAAUUAAUAUUGACUCAUUAAUUUCCGUGAAAAAUGUUCUAAUAGCUGACGAUGUCGCAUUGUUAUCCCUAAGUGUCAAUGGUCUACAAAAAAUGAUAUCAACUAUGGAAGCGUACAGCAAAAAAUGGAGAUUCGACUAUAAUGUAACAAAGACGAAUAUUAUCACAUUUGGAGAACAUGUAAAUACACAUAGACGUAAUGUUCAACAAAGAUGCUGGACACUUUAUGGAAAACAGAUUAAGGAGAAGUUGUCAUCUGAACAUGCUGGCAUUCGUCUAAGUGGAAAUUUUUCGAGUACAGAGCGUACACUGGAGAUGGCACGGAAAGGCAAGGCAGUAGUGUCAAGUUUGAUGAGUGCAGGAGUUCGUCCUGCCGGUUUAAAUCCAAUUUGUGGAAUUAACAUAUGGACAACAGUUGGUUUGCCGACAAUGUUAUUCGGAGGUGAGUUGUGGAGUAACAUCACAAAAACUGAGUAUGACAUACUUGAACGAGUGAAUCGUUUUGCAGCAAAGCGAGCUCAAGAUCUUGCACCAUCAACGCGAUCAGAAGCCGCACUUGGAAGUUUGCGACUAUGGACAAUUGAGGGACAUAUCGAUAAAGUACAACUGAUGUUUCUUCAUAAAUUAUUAUCAUUGAAACCAACGAAUGUGGACAAAAUUAUAUUUUUUGUUAGAUUAUCAUCUUUUUUCAAUGAUGUGACUAAGAAGAAAAUGGGAUUUAUUCCAAACAUCGUUAGAAUUUUAAAUAAAUAUGGACUUGGGGAUUAUCUCACCACCUACAUACAAACAGGUCAAGUCCCAACUAAAUCUUCAUGGAAAUCAUUGGUUAAAGCAAGUAUUCGUCAAUUUCAAUUACAGAGUUGGAGACAGGGCUUGCAUAUCAAACCAGAACUUGGAUAUUUUCGGGACGUUCAUACUGAACUGCAGCCUCUAGAAUUGUGGAACACAGCGAAGCGGAACCCAAUGUACCUCAAACCUAUAGCAACACUGGUAAAUCUUCUAUGCGGAAAUAUUCCGUCAAAACUUAGUGAUGUUGUGGAAGAUCAGGGUGAACAGAAGAUCUGUAGGAUAUGUCAUGGAUCAAUAUUGGGAACCCUCAAACAUUUUAUAAUGGACUGCCAAAGCGUAUCGAUAGAAAGAGAAUUAUUGUGGGACAAUUUACAGGACCAAUUGAGUUUAAAUAUUUGUGCUAGCAUUUUUAACCAAGAUGAUAACGGCAUGCUU
This is a messenger RNA of Paramuricea clavata, 1934 nucleotides long. Lineage: Eukaryota; Metazoa; Cnidaria; Anthozoa; Malacalcyonacea; Plexauridae. The record is from the annotation of a GenBank genome assembly.